UAGAAACGCACAGUAUCAUGGCAGAAGUUAAAAUCUUCAGCACAGGGGAAGACUGCAAGUCGUCUUGGAGGGACGCAGGAGCAAAAUACGAUAAGACAGACGAGCAUUUGGAAAUCAUGGGAAAACCAGUUAUGGAGAGAUGGGAAACCCCGUACAUGCAUAAAUUGGCUUCGAUAGCAGCGUCGAAAGGCGGCCGUGUUCUGGAACUCGGCUUUGGAAUGGCAAUUUCGGCGACAAAAAUCCAGUCUUUUCCUGUAGAUGAACACGUCAUAGUUGAAUGCAACGACGAUGUGUUCAAACGGCUUGAAGUGUUUUCUAAAGAAGCCAAGCAGAAAGUGACUCCGUUGAAAGGCUUGUGGGAAGAUGUGGUUCCUAGCCUAGACGAUGGUUCAUUUGAUGGCAUCCUGUAUGACACAUAUCCAUUGUCAGAGGAGACGUGGCACACACAUCAGUUCCUGUUUAUCAGGGAUCACGCGUUCCGACUCCUCAAACCCGGAGGGGUACUGACAUAUUGUAACCUCACUUCAUGGGGAGAGUUGCUAAAGACAAAAUACGAUGAUAUCCAGAAGAUGUUUGUGGAAACACAAGUCCCUGAGUUACUGAAGAGUGGAUUUCUAAAAGAGAACAUAUCAACAGAAAUCAUCGAAGUUGAUGUACCUCCUGACUGCCGCUACUACAGCCACAAGAAAAUGAUUGCUCCUAUCAUUGUAAAGAAGUAGAAAAGCUACUCUUAUGCUCACAUGAAUUGGCAGGGUGUGCUGUAGUACUAGGAAUUUGGAUGCCAUAAACCUUUAGAAUUGUUUAUAUUUUUCACAUCUUUUUGCUGAAGCUUUGACAACAUGUCUAAAGAGCACUUUAGUGUGUUUUAUUAAAGGUCCAUAAGAAAAAAAUGGAUAUAUUUAUAUAUAUGACUGAUUUUUGAGAAGGCUCUGAGCUACAGAAAUGCAUGCAUUUCAGUGUUCCAUCUUCUGCCUAGGGUUAUAUGGAAUUUACAAAUGGAUUUCAAUCCACUAGGCCACUGGUCAGUACAGGUGGAGAUUAACAUGUGUACUUUCUCUCACCUCACUAAGUAGAUUUCUUCACCAACUCACUUAAAACUCUGCCAAAAGAGUGUUUGUUCCACAUACCACAUCAAUUUAAUGUAGAUGUAAGGGAUCAUGUGUACUAUAGGAAUACAUGAUCGAGUGCCGAUCAAUACCCUCAAUCAACACUCCAUCAACCCUCGAUUGACACUCCAUUGACACCUUAGUUAAACUGACACUCCAUCUACACUUGAUCGACAUCUCUGUCGACAGUUGGGGAGUCAACCAAUUUUUGAUUGAUGCAUCUUAGUUGGUCGACACUCAACCGAUUAUCGACCGACUGUUGAUCAAGUGUUGAUUGAGUUUCGACCGAGUAUCGAUUGGGAUGUUGAUGGAGUAUUGAUCGAGAUGUCAAUCUAGUCUAGGGUAUAGAUCAACACUCCACUGGGGAGGUCUUUAGUACACAUGAUCCGAUGCAAGUGUGUAUUUAAAGACUCUCAUAUGUGAUUUACAUACAUUUACCACCAGGACAUGAACCAAUCCCAAUUCUUAACCUGAGCACACAAGUCCUAAAUGGCCUACCUUCAUCUGCUCAGUCAACAUUAUUUCAAUAUUAAAGAACAAAACAGAGGCAAUAAAAAAGGUGUAUUACAUAGUACUUGAAUAAGCCAUUACUGAGUUGCCUUGGGCCUCUGUUUCAAAAUGAGUCUUUGUGCAAAACCUUUUGAAUGUAUGAAAAUGAGUUUGAUUUGCAUGAAAAUGAACAUGUAGGCCAAAUACAUUUCCAUAGGAAUGGUUUUGCAUGAAGACUCGUUUUGACACAGAGACAAAAGUUCACUCAGAAGUGGCUUAUUACGCAUGUCAUCAUACUCUAUACUGAUGUCAAAUGUGGGAUAGAAAGGAACACAUCUUACUGGUUGCCAUUAUAAGCACUGCGUCAGACAUUGUGCUGUGGUAGAGUUCAAUGUUUGUUGUGUUUUGGAAAAAUUGUUAUAAGUAAAAUUACAAUUUGCUCUCCCUUCAACAAUUUACCUACAUUGUAUAGGCAAUAUCUUUAUCUUGGUGUUCUGGGAGCAUUUCCUGUGUGAGCAAAGGUACUUAGUCACAAUUUUAGAACUGCUGUGACCAAAAACUGUGGCAAAAUCACUGAUGCUGUUCCUUCGAGGAUUAGUGGUUUGUCAGUAUCAAUAAUUCUUUUUCUGCAGCAUGAAGUGACAAAAGGAGCAUUGACACUCCUCCAAACUCAUUCCCACUGAAGGCAAAGUGACUGUUGCAGGUUUGAUUGUGCCAUGUUGGGUAAAUUGC
This is a messenger RNA of Orbicella faveolata, 2327 nucleotides long. Its product is annotated as guanidinoacetate N-methyltransferase A-like. Gene Ontology annotation, molecular function: guanidinoacetate N-methyltransferase activity. The record is from RefSeq and is a predicted model, not a curated record. Gene Ontology annotation, cellular component: nucleus; cytoplasm. NCBI's taxonomy places the organism in Eukaryota, Metazoa, Cnidaria, Anthozoa, Scleractinia, Merulinidae. Gene Ontology annotation, biological process: creatine biosynthetic process.